AUGUCGGAGCUGGACGAUCUGCCGAACCGAGAGCUUGCCGAAGAAAUUGAAGCUAUCAAUGCCAUCUACGAGCCCGACACCGUCACGGUGACCCGCGCACCGACAGCGCAAUCCACCACCAGUACCCUCGAUCUAGGAAAUUCCGGGUCAGGUAGCGAUGAUGCGCAAACGACGGUGACACUCCAAAUCCCCGGACAGUCAUAUCUCUCCUUUCGUAUCGGGUUUGGCGCCACAUACCCCGAGACUCAGCCUUUAGUGCUUGGAACGGCCUCGACCGCGGCGCGUGGAGAGGGUAAAAUUGCCGUGGACGUUCUGGGAGAUAUUGUACAACGGACAUGGCAACCGGGCGCUGUGUGCUUGUUCGAUGUGAUCAGUGAAGCGGUGGAGGUAUUCCCAGAAUUGAAUAUUGGCGGGGCGAAGGACAACCCGCAGACCGAGACGACAGAACCCUCUUUCACGACAGGCCAUACAUCGAGCCAAACGACGAGCUCCAAUGGAGCUGCCGCACAACAAGCAACAGAGAAUUUUGCAUCUCUCUCUUUACAAGAUACCUUCGGGCUUGAUAGUCCACCAGACUGGAUCCUCUCCGACGUGGUGACGGAAAAAAAGUCCGUCUUUCUCGCCCGAGCAGUCCGAGUAACGAGUCUAGCGCAGGCGCAGACCUUCUUGGACCACCUGACAGCGACGGAUAAGAAAGUCGCCGUGGCGACGCACAACAUUAGCGCUUGGCGAAUCAAACAAAGGAAAGAUACGGAGUCUAAGAGCACCGACUCUGACACGGCGGAGACCGUGAUCCAGGACUACGACGAUGAUGGAGAAACGGCAGCCGGGGGCCGUUUACUUCAUGUGAUGCAGUUAAUGGAUGUGUGGAAUGUCCUCGUUGUGGUCUCGCGAUGGUAUGGUGGGAUUCAUCUGGGACCUGCGCGAUUCAGACUCAUUAAUGAUGUCGGUCGGGACGCUCUGGUUAAGGGUGGUUUCACCCGAGAGGAUAAUACGGCUGGUCCUGACAAGGCCAAGAAGAAGGGGAAGAAAUGA
Messenger RNA from Penicillium daleae, 1035 nucleotides. RefSeq names its product IMPACT family protein. Gene Ontology annotation, cellular component: cytoplasm. The coding region runs from base 1 to 1035 and encodes 344 amino acids. The transcript has a single exon. NCBI's taxonomy places the organism in Eukaryota, Fungi, Ascomycota, Eurotiomycetes, Eurotiales, Aspergillaceae. Gene Ontology annotation, biological process: regulation of translational initiation. Gene Ontology annotation, molecular function: protein binding. The record is from RefSeq and is a predicted model, not a curated record.